Molecule: messenger RNA, 831 nt
Organism: Oldenlandia corymbosa var. corymbosa
Lineage: Eukaryota; Viridiplantae; Streptophyta; Magnoliopsida; Gentianales; Rubiaceae
Source: the annotation of a GenBank genome assembly
AUGACGAUGGACUUAAACUUGAGCUCGGGCUUGAACUCAAACCCUCCUCUUCUUCGUGAUUAUGCACAACUUGUGUGCGACCAGUACACAAGUUUUGUCGAUGACAACAUUCAUCAAUGCGAUGAAAAAACCACAACCACGAUGAUGAUGGAGUAUGAACUUCCGGUUAUAGACUUGAGUGUGUUGAGGGACGACGAGGCGAGUGAUGAGAGCAAGCUCGAGUGCAUGGCGAAAAUUGCGAAAGCCUCGUCUGAAUGGGGAUUCUUCCAAGUUGUGAACCAUGGAGUGAGCCUGAAGUUACUGUCUAGGAUGAGGGAAGAGCAGUUGAAGCUGUUUCAGGCACCAUUUGAGAAGAAAGCUUUAUGUGGGCUGAUGAACAAUUCUUAUAGGUGGGGGAACCCGACAGCAACAUGCCCUAAUCAGUUCUCUUGGAAUGAGGCUUUCCAUAUUCCGCUGACAAAGAUUUCCGAGGAAACCUCGUUUGGAGAGUUCACCUCUUUAAGGGAAGUGAUGGUGGAAUAUGCAGCGGCAAUGCAAGAGGUAGCAAAAUUGCUUGCAGUAGUGCUGGUGAUGAACUUGGGACACCCGGAGGACACCUUGGAAGAAAUGUGCGGGGAGAACACGUGUUUUCUUAGGUUGAAUCGAUAUCCGGCUUGUCCCAUCUCGCAAGAAAUAUUCGGGUUAGUUCCACACACCGAUAGCGAUUUCCUCACCAUACUUCACCAGGAUGAAGUUGGAGGUCUUCAGCUUAUGAAGGAUUCCAAAUGGAUUUCUGUCAAACCUAACCAAAAUGCCCUCAUUGUCAACAUUGGAGACCUUUUUCAGGUAUAA